Saprolegnia parasitica CBS 223.65 is the source of this 464-nucleotide messenger RNA. RefSeq lists its product as hypothetical. Gene Ontology annotation, molecular function: peptidyl-prolyl cis-trans isomerase activity. The transcript has 3 exons. Lineage: Eukaryota; Oomycota; Saprolegniomycetes; Saprolegniales; Saprolegniaceae. Gene Ontology annotation, biological process: protein peptidyl-prolyl isomerization. Bases 11 to 433 code for a protein of 140 amino acids. The record is from RefSeq and is a predicted model, not a curated record.
GUUGCUCAAGAUGCGCUUUGCCACGUGUGCCCUCGCUGUGCUCGCUGCGCUCGUCGCCGCGAAGGAGGACCUGCCGCCGACGGCGCCGCUGCGCAUUGGCGUCAAGUAUCGCCCUGAGUCGUGCGACCGCAAGUCCGAGAGCGGCGACCACCUCUCGAUGCACUACACGGGCACGCUGCGCAAGGACGGCUCCAAGUUUGACUCGAGCCGCGACCGCAACCAGCCGUUCGAGUUCACGCUCGGGUCUGGCCAAGUCAUCAAGGGCUGGGACCAAGGUCUUGUGGGUAUGUGCGUUGGUGAGAAGCGCCGCCUGACGAUCCCGUCAGGCAUGGGCUACGGCGACCACGGCUCGCCGCCCACGAUCCCGGGCAAGGCGACGCUGGUCUUUGACGUCGAACUCCUCGCGAUCAAAAACCCCAAGACGGAGCUCUAAACCAAUGUACACCAUCGUAUUGUUCGUCAUA